CUGUGAGGGUGUGUGUUCUGUACAGAUGGCAUGUGGAUGUUAAUGCAUGAGAAAAACACAUGCUACAGCAAAUGUAUUAGCCUGCACAGAUGUGAAAUGAACAGUUUUAGCACAGUAUAUUGGAUUGUUGUCAUGUGCAGUCUCGUGUCCUCCAGCAACUUUCGCUUUCGUUAGCUUCGGCUGAAAAGCAGGGCAUCAGGUUGAACCGCGCAGUUCAGAAGUCGACAGCUCACUCUUGACGAAGCUCUCGCUUUCCGUUUUCUUUCAGCUGGUGUUUGGAGAUUUUCCCACAGUCAUGUCAGAGGGACAGUCGGAUGAUGGAAUGGAUUGUGAGGAAUAUGGAAAUCCACAGCCCAUCAAUAUCUCAAACAGUGUUGAUCAAGAUAUGGAGGAUGUAAGUCAGGGUUCUAAUGCUCAGGGUACCGGUGAACGUGUAAUCACUCAACAACCUCUCAGAAACAUUGGACAUGAUAAUAAGGGCUUCAGUGCAGCAGGUGCUGAAAGUCAAGACUCUAGACAUCCUCCGGAUCACAAGAAGCAUCAAACCAUCACAUCGGGUCAAACAAACCAAUCACAGCCAGAGCCAGAGAAGAUCUCACCUGCUCAGAUAAAACAAUCUAAUGAUCAGGGCUUCAGUGCAGCAGGUGCUGAAAGUCAAGACUCUAGACUUCCUCCGGAUCACAAGAAGCAUCAAACCAUCACAUCGGGUCAAACAAACCAAUCACAGCCAGAGCCAGAGAAGAAUUUACCAUCAAGCCGUGUUGAAGGUCAAGACUCUAGAUCAUCUCUGGAUGAACAGAAGCAUCAGGAUAUCACAACAAACAAAUCAGACUCACAGCCAGAGGAGGCCAUUUGUAAAAAUGGUGAUAUAAACACAACCCAAUCACAACCCUCAGCACCACUGGAUAUUGCCAACUUGAAAAUCAAAGUGCACUGGAAAGAACCAUUUCCAGAUAAAUGGAGUAAAAACUUAGAGAUGGCCAUUCAGAGAUGGUUGUCCAAACUGGAAGGAGCACCAUCUGUCCACAGCAUUCAACUCAUGGAUGAUCAAUCAUGGGCACAGGUGCAGAUUACACCAUCAACGGCUCUAGAAACUUUAGAAAAUCAUGGGACUGUAUAUUUGCAUUUUAAACAUGAAAAUAAGGAUGCGACUGCGCAGAUUUUUCUGGAUGAAGAACAUUCUGUGACUGUAUCACAAAACACCUCCACGUCGGACACGAACAGAAAUCCAUCAUCAAAGGUGAACGAGACUAAACCUGUGACUUCUGCUGCAUCAGAUGACAAAAAUAAUGAUGCAGAUGUUCCAAGUAAGACUAAGACCAUUAAAACGGAUGAAAAAUACCCAGAGACCUCAGCUGGAUUUACUGUCCCCCUCCAUCAGUUCUGGUACAUGCUUCAUGCUUACAAAAAGGAGGUAGAGAAAAUUGAGAAACAACAUGGAGUCAAUAUGCAUGCAGAAGUGUCAGUCUCAUUCAUAUCCACCCAGAACUCAAGCCCUGAUUCUGUCUCCAAAGCCUCGGAGGACUUUCAGAAUCUUGUCACUGAUUGUGUGGUUAAUUUUAGUGAUGUUACCAUUAAUCAUAAUGACAUGAAUUCAGAUAUUGUGAAGGAGGCAAUUCGUAACAUCCAGUUAGAGGAGACAAAGUUGAUGUUGACCAUGUCUGCCAGCAACUGCCGGUUCUUUGGACCAAAUAAAUUUACAGACAUGAUUAAAAGAGAGACAACAAGAGUGGAACAACAAUUCAAAGACCUG
Molecule: messenger RNA, 1753 nt
Organism: Sinocyclocheilus grahami
Lineage: Eukaryota; Metazoa; Chordata; Actinopteri; Cypriniformes; Cyprinidae
Exons: 11
Source: RefSeq, a predicted model, not a curated record